CUACCGGUCAGGUGCUAGAUGCCCAUCUCCAAUUUAUUAAAAAAAAAUUGGGAAAAUUAUAGAGAAAAAUAAAUACAUGUCUACUGUACGUAAGCGUUGAAGAUGCAGCUGACACCGGAUUGUCUAAAGUAAUCCGGAGUAAUGCUAGCUUUAUCCAUGCAGACCGCCAAGGUGUUCGUCGGCAGCCUGCCGCGCUGCAAGCCUGACGAACUGCGUCGACUAUUCUCCAACUACGGAUCGGUUGUGGAAUGCGACGUGAUGAACCGCUGCGCCUUCGUCCACCUGGAGAACUCGGACAUGGCAGAUGCGGCUAUCGCCGCCCUAAACGGCACAGUCUUCAAGGGUCAGUCAAUCGUGGUUGAGGCAGGCAGGCCCAAGUACGGCCCUGGAAAUGGUAGUCGUGGACCUCCGGGUUCUGGUGACAAUUCAGGUCGCAGGCCCUCAGAGGGUCAAAGUGGCUCUUCGGACAAAAGACCUCCGGAAUCUGGCAAUAACUUCAAGAGAAAUUUUCGCGAAACUGGUGGGAGAUAUUCCAACGAAGGCGGUGAUCCAAGGGGUUCCACAGGCAGUAAAUUUGGACCCGUCCGGAAUGAGUCUGAUUACAGACAACAGCGCAGUGCUCCUUACUCCAAAGGACCACCGCAGAACAAUGAAUCCUCCAACCAUGGCCAGGGAUAUAGAAACAGAUUUGCAGCCGGAGGCAAAUACGGCGGAAACGAGGGUAACGGAGGACGCUUUGGCAACAAUCGGUUUCAACAAAGGGACAACAAUGGAUCACAUGCAGGGAGGAGAAACUUUAGAAACAGUCCAACCAGUGGUUUUGGUGGCGGAGGCAGUAAUAAUGACUUCCAUGGAGGAAGCUCUGGUGGCAGAGCCGGAACCUUAAACCAGAGAGGCGGCGGCGGAGGUACAGGAGGCGGCAAUGUGCGGCAGGAUCGCCGUGGCUUUGCCCUACCUGUAGAGCAUCAACAGCAGCAAAUUGGCUUUGGGCGUUUUGGAAACGGAGGAAAUCCACCAGGACGAGCCUUCUUUAACGGAGGCGGAGGAUUUAGUGCCAGACGCGGAGGCAGCCACGAUUCCAACAACCAACAAGGAGGCGGAGGCCCAAACAAACGCGGAGGAGCAGGAGGUAAAAAUCACAAUCAGAAUGGCAUGAAUGCAUAUCACUCAGAGUUUCCGCCUUUGGGUAGCGGAGGCGGAGCGCCAGGCCAAAGAAACCGUUUCAGCGGGCCCAGACCCGGACCGAAUAUGGGCGGUAAUAGACGAUUUUAAGCAAGUGCAACGCCACAACGAUUUUUGCCAGUCCUCGUGUACUCCAAUUAAUAAUGUAAUAGCCGAAUUUUGUUUUCCAUUUUUUUCCGCGCAGAAUCUUUUAGUUAAGCAAACGAUGACUUUUUUUAUUUGUCCCUUAGCCGUGUAAUUUUAAGACCAACAUCAACAGUAUAUUUGUUAUUCGUAGAUAAGUUCGUUUCGAUAUUUAUGCAAUACUUAAAUAAUCAUAUUACUUGUGUGCAACUAGAUACGAGUCAAUCAAUACAAUCAUAAACACCA
Drosophila eugracilis is the source of this 1551-nucleotide messenger RNA. Its product is annotated as heterogeneous nuclear ribonucleoprotein A2 homolog 1. Gene Ontology annotation, cellular component: cytosol. Gene Ontology annotation, molecular function: mRNA binding. Bases 142 to 1272 code for a protein of 376 amino acids. Lineage: Eukaryota; Metazoa; Arthropoda; Insecta; Diptera; Drosophilidae. The record is from RefSeq and is a predicted model, not a curated record. The transcript is spliced from 4 exons.